AUGGGCAGCCGGGCUCCCAGGAGAGCUCUGUGGCUUCUGCCCGGCAUCCUGCUGUGCUUCUCCUUCUCUCCUCCUCCAAGUAGCCAGAAUGUGACGGAGGUGCCAGGCACGCUCCUCUGUGGGCACAGGAGUUUCCAGUUCACAGUGAACCUGAGCCAGGAGGCAGAGGCUCCUCCUGUGCUAAUAGCCUGGGAUAACCAAAGCCUGCCACACAGGCUACAGAAUGACACUGGCUGUGGCACCUGGUUGACGGACGGCCCUGGCAGCACCGUGGUGUUGGAAGCUACCUACAACAGCUGCUAUGCCACUCAGUGGGGCUUCUACUACAUCAUGGUGGUCGGAGUGGAAGGGGAGGAUGUGGCUGGGCCUGCGGUGGGGACGAAGAAGAGACUGCUCAAGUGUCCUGUGGAUCUUCCAGGUACUCAGCAUGCUGACCUGUGUGACUCGGUGCCACCGAGGGACAGGCUGUCAUGUGCCCCCUCUCCCAUCUCACAAGGAGACUGUGAGGACCUUGGCUGCUGCUACAACUUGGAGGAAGGGAUGGGAUCCUGUUACUAUGGAAACACAGUGACCUCUCAUUGCACCAGAGAAGGCCACUUCUCCAUCGCUGUAUCGAGGAACGUGACCUCCCCACCUCUGCGCUUGGAGUCACUGCGCUUGGUCUUUGGGAAUGACAGUGGGUGUGAUCCUGUGAUGGUGACGCCCACCUCUGUCCUGUUCCAAUUCCCGUUUUCUUCCUGUGGGACCACAAGGCGGAUCACUGGAGACCAGGCAGUGUAUGAGAACGAGCUGGUAGCCAUGAGAGAGAUGCGAACAUGGGGCCGUGGCUCUAUAACCCGUGACAGCACCUUCAGGCUCCAAGUCCGCUGCAGCUACUCUGUGCUCAGCAACACAUCCCCAGUGAACAUGCAAGUUCUGACUCUCCCUCCACCAGUUCCUAAGCCCCAGCCUGGACCCCUGUCUCUGGAACUUCACAUUGCCAAGGAUGAAAACUACAGCUCUUACUAUGCUGCUGGUGACUACCCACUGGUGAAGAUACUGCGGGACCCCAUUUAUGUGGAGGUCUCCGUCCUCCGCAGAACAGACCCUGCCCUAGGGCUGCUGCUACAGCAGUGUUGGGCCACACCCAGCCCCAAUCCCCUCCAUCAACCACAAUGGCCCAUCCUGGUGAAGGGAUGCCCAUUUGCUGGUGAUAACUACCAAACCCAACAGAUCCCUGUACAGAAGGCCUCCAGCCGGCUGUUUCCGUCUCAUCACCAGCGCCUCAAAAUCUCCACCUUUGGCUUCAUGGACCUCACAAGAGCGGAGCAGACUCUCAGUGGACAGGUAUAUCUGCACUGCAGCGCAUCUGUCUGCCAGCUGGAUGGGACCCCUUUCUGCACAGUAACCUGUCCUGCCAGACGAAGAAAACCUGAGCUGCAUUUUGAGAACGGUACCACCAGUGUUUCUAGCAAGGGCCCCAUGAUCCUCCUCCAAGCCACUAAGGACCCAUCAGACGUAUUUCGUAAUGACUCAGGUCCUCCAAUGGGCUCUCCUGCUCUGUGGGUGGCAGGACUUUCUGGCACCAUGAUCAUCGUUGGAGGCUUAUUUAUAUCCUUCGUGGCUCUCAGGAAAUGGAGAUGA
Molecule: messenger RNA, 1623 nt
Organism: Nannospalax galili (Upper Galilee mountains blind mole rat)
Lineage: Eukaryota; Metazoa; Chordata; Mammalia; Rodentia; Spalacidae
Gene: Zp4
Product: zona pellucida glycoprotein 4
Exons: 12
Coding region: 1-1623 (540 amino acids)
Biological process (GO): prevention of polyspermy; binding of sperm to zona pellucida
Cellular component (GO): egg coat
Molecular function (GO): structural constituent of egg coat; acrosin binding
Source: RefSeq, a predicted model, not a curated record